Messenger RNA from Colletotrichum acutatum, 1167 nucleotides. RefSeq lists its product as uncharacterized. Gene Ontology annotation, cellular component: cytoplasm. The transcript is spliced from 2 exons. Lineage: Eukaryota; Fungi; Ascomycota; Sordariomycetes; Glomerellales; Glomerellaceae. Gene Ontology annotation, molecular function: flavin adenine dinucleotide binding; electron-transferring-flavoprotein dehydrogenase activity. The record is from RefSeq and is a predicted model, not a curated record. The coding region runs from base 1 to 1167 and encodes 388 amino acids.
AUGCCUACCCUCGUCGUUCUUGGUGCUGGCCUUGCCGGCCUGCCCAUUGCACACCAUGCCUUGAAGCAUACGGUGCCGCUGGUGAAAGACCUGAAGGUCAUCUUGGUGACGCCCAACUCCGAGCACUACUGGAACCUCGCCUCCGUCCGCGGCGUUGUGCCAGGCCAGUUUGGCGACGACGUGCUCUUCCACCCCAUUGAGCCGUCAUUCGCAAAGUACCCCCAGGAAAGCUACGAGGUCAUCAUCGGCAAGGCCGAGCAGCUCAACGACGACAAGAACACCGUCGACGUAGUGGUCAACGACGGCAGUCGUAGGUCAAUCGCAUACGACGCCGUCGUCAUCGCGACCGGCACCCGCGCCAAGGAGAGCAUGCCGUGGAAGGAGGUCGGCACGACGGAGGAGACCAAGAAGGCGCUCGGCGACAUCCGCCAGCAGCUCUCCAACGCCAAGAGCAUCGUCGUCGCCGGCGGUGGCGUCACGGGUACCGAGACGGUGGGCGAGAUCGGCUUCGAGUACUCGCAGAAGCGCAGCAAGGACGUCUACUUUAUCUACAACGACGACUUGCCCCUCGGCCCCCCCUUCACCGACAGCGUGCGCAAGGCGGCGCUCAACGAGCUGCAGAAGCUCAACGUCAAGACGAUCCACAACACCAAGGUCACGGGCGUCAAGACGGAGGCCAACGGACAAAAGACGCUCGAGCUCACGGACAAGAGCGGCAAGAAGACGACGCUGCAGACGGACGCGUACCUGCCGACCGUCGGCGCCAUCCCUAACACCGCCUUCUUGCCGUCCAACAUGCUUGACCCGCCCGGGUACGUCAAGCAGGACCAGAGCCUACGCGCGGUCGGCCACGACAACAUCUUUGUGGUGGGCGACGUCGGCAACCUCGAGGGCGCGUACGGGCGGCUGGCGGACUUGCAGGUGCAGCACGUGGUGAAGAGUAUUCAGGCUCACUUCACGGGCGCGCCGAGGCCGGCGCCGUAUGUCGUCGACCCCAAGGUCGUGGCCGGCAUUACGAUUGGACGGAGCAGGGCUACCGGCCAGAUGGGAACGUGGAGGUUGCCCAGCAUCAUCAUCUGGGCGUUCAAGGGCCGGUAUAUCGGCACUGACUACGCCAAGGAUUUCGCAGCGGGAUCAAGAACCAUGACGGUCACCAAGAACUGGUAG